GGGGACUCUAUGGUGUCUGUUUCCGGUCCCCGAAUCGCCUUCCCUCUGUCGUUCGCUUUCAGUCUUUGCCGCUCUUCCUUCUUCGGCUCGGCGGGGCCCGCGCCUGCCUUGCCAUGGGUGCCUACCUGUCGCAGCCCAGCACGGCCAAGAGCUCCGGGGAUGGUGUCGGAAUUGGGCCGCGCCCGCUUCACUUCGGCUAUAGCGCCAUGCAGGGCUGGCGGGUCUCCAUGGAGGAUGCUCACAACUGCAUUCCCGAUUUAGACAGUGAGACGGCAAUGUUCUCUGUAUACGAUGGCCACGGAGGAGAAGAGGUAGCCCUGUAUUGUGCCAAAUACCUGCCAGAGAUCAUCAAGGAUCAGAAAGCAUAUAAAGAAGGCAAACUACAAAAGGCACUUGAAGAUGCUUUUUUGGCCAUAGAUGCCAAGUUGACAAUGGAAGAAGUGAUCAAGGAAUUAGCACUGAUGUCAGGGCGGUCUCGAGAUGAGGGUGAUGAGAAAGAGAUGAAAGUGGCAGAUGAAGAUGAUGUGGACAAUGAGGAGACUGCCUUGCUGCAUGAGGAGGCUGCAAUGACUAUUGAGGAGCUUCUGACUCGAUAUGGGCAAAACUGUGUCAAGGGCAAGCUGGGCCCACCAGGCAAAGAUGUAACCCAGGAGGAUGCCCAGGAGCCAAGUUUGAAUGGUGAAGUAGAUGCAGAGGAGCCCUCAAGGCGUCAUAAAGAGGGUGAAGAAGAGGAGAAAAAUGGCAAACUGUGCUCUGAGGCCAUCAAUACUGCCCAUGGUCCAGAUGUGGCUGGUGGAGGGGAUGCUGGUACUUGCCAAAAAAAGACAGCUGAGGGAGCAUCUCCUGCCAGUGGUGAGAUGGAGCCAUCCUGCUCGUCUGCAAGCAAGAGCCAGCAAGUGAUCAAGUCAAUGUUCUUUGAGGACAGUGAGGAUGAAUCAGAGGAUGCAGAAGAGGAGGAAGACGACGAUAGUGAGGAAUGCAGUGAGGAUGAGGAUAGCUACAGCAGUGAGGAAGAAGAAUAUGAUACUGAAGAAGCAGAAGAGGAAGAUGAUGAAGACAUGAUGCUCCCAGGAAUGGAGGGCAAAGAAAAGCCUGGUUCAGACAGCGGCACAACGGCGGUAGUAGCACUUAUCAGAGGCAAGCAGCUAAUAGUAGCCAAUGCUGGAGAUUCCCGGUGUGUGGUGUCUGAAGGUGGAAAGGCUGUGGAUAUGUCCUAUGAUCAUAAGCCCGAAGAUGAGGUGGAAUCGGCCAGAAUAAAGAAUGCUGGUGGAAAAGUAACCAUGGAUGGUCGGGUAAAUGGUGGCCUCAAUCUCUCCAGAGCAAUUGGAGAUCAUUUCUAUAAACGUAACAAGAAUUUGCCCCCAGAAGAACAGAUGAUCUCAGCGUUGCCAGAUAUCAAGGUCCUGACAAUCAACGAUGACCAUGAUUUUAUGGUCAUUGCCUGUGAUGGCAUCUGGAAUGUCAUGAGCAGCCAAGAGGUUGUGGAUUUUGUUCAUUCCAAGAUCACACAGAAGAGUGAAGAUGGAGAGUUGCGAUCUCUUUCAUCUAUAGUAGAAGAACUCCUAGAUCGUUGUUUGGCUCCUGACACAUCUGGUGAUGGAACAGGCUGUGACAACAUGACUUGUAUCAUCAUCUCUUUUAAACCACACAUCAAUCAAGGCUCCCCUGCUGAGAGCAGCAAACGGAAACUGGAGGAUAGCACAACAACUAGCCCCACAGAAGAGGGUUGUAGCAAGAAGGCCCGACAGGACUAGCAGCCAAGUUGGGUCAAGUGAUGCCCUCUCUCAAUGAGGUCCGGACCUCUGCAUCAGUCCCACCACCAUCCACGAUACCAAAUAGACCCAGAUCUGACUGCAGCUGGAAAGGGAAAGUUGGUGCAGAAACUGAGCAAAUGAACUGAGAAAAGGGAUACACGGAGAUCAACAAUGGCAGCCCAGUCUCAAUCAUCUUGCCAUAUAUUACCGGUAAUUCCACUGCAUCUUUUCUCCAGCAAACUGUUUACUCUUUCCUGCAGACUCAAUUUCAGUUUAAUGCAAAAACCUCUUCUCCCUCUCUGGCUGUAUGCACUCAACAAAUUUAAGCACUAUGGGUGGACUUACCAGGGGGUUGCCCAUAUAAAGUUGACAAUACACAGAACCAAAUACUGUAAGCCAACCCACCAGGAACAUGUACAUUCAUGCAACCCACUAACUUCGAUCAAUUUAAAAUGUGGUUAAGUAGUUCUGAGGUUUUAUGUUUGUUUUCGGUGACUUAGCCUGAUGUACGAUACCAGUUCAUGCUUUAGCCCAGGAAAGGGAUCAAUUUGGUAAGAAGAUUGGGCAUGCUUUCUGAAUGCAGCCUCUGAAAGCACUUAAAAGAGAGCAUCACAGUCCCUUAACUCAGCUCAGUCUGAAGCAUUUCUCUAGUCUAGUACAGGGG
Messenger RNA from Ahaetulla prasina, 2418 nucleotides. RefSeq names its product protein phosphatase, Mg2+/Mn2+ dependent 1G (gene PPM1G). Gene Ontology annotation, molecular function: protein serine/threonine phosphatase activity; cation binding. Gene Ontology annotation, cellular component: nucleoplasm. The transcript has 11 exons. The record is from RefSeq and is a predicted model, not a curated record. Bases 114 to 1754 code for a protein of 546 amino acids. Gene Ontology annotation, biological process: protein dephosphorylation. Lineage: Eukaryota; Metazoa; Chordata; Lepidosauria; Squamata; Colubridae.